This is a messenger RNA of Lachancea fermentati, 336 nucleotides long. Lineage: Eukaryota; Fungi; Ascomycota; Saccharomycetes; Saccharomycetales; Saccharomycetaceae. The record is from the annotation of a GenBank genome assembly.
AUGGUAUUGGAUCUAUUUUAUGUGAAAAACACAAUUUCAACAGCAAUAAUGGCUCAAAAGAUUGCUUCUAACUUGCACGGGUAUAAACUCAAUGCCAGGAAUCUCUCUUUUUCGAGUGAGAGAAGCCCCACUCGCGAAGGUGCCUCAAUCGAAGCUCUCGACUCCGCCUUAGGUGUCAAAACUUAUAUUGAUGGCAUUAUUCAUAAACCUGCUCCUUUUCAUGGAUUAUAUGGGUCAAAAACCUCUCAUGGGAGAUUUCCAUAUAUGAAUGUCAUAAAUUCCUAUGGGCCAAGAAGUUUUUCGCUCGCUUAUUGGACGAUUUACAUCACCGGUUGA